AUGUUAAGGAAAAGUUUGCAAAUCCAAGCAAUACCACUCUCUGUGCUGCCCUGGGAUAGGAGGAAGUGUGUGUGGAUCGCUAACUCCGUUAUUAUUCAGUGUAUAGUAGUAUUCGUGGGAUCUGGCACGAUACUCCAUUGUGUCUGGUCUCCGGACAAUUCCAACUUGGACUUCGAUAAGCUGGCCCGCAUCAUGUACUUGUAUGACCACUUCGCCUGCGAGUACAAGUUGCGAACAGCCUCCGCACUGUCUAACAUUCGACUUCCGAAUGAUACACAUGGCCUUGAUGUACGACCGAUCCAAUGGAAACAAGCCCUUGUGACAGUGUCAACCAGAUUGACUUCGAAAACCAGAAAGUACAUAGAACUCAGUAUUGGAGUGCACGUAUUUUGGCUGGUCUUCGCCAUCAUUAUGAACAUCGUCAUCAGAAAAAACAGAGACCAGGGCGUUCUCAAGCUCGUUCUCACAACAUAUUUCUACUACUCGGUUGCAGUAGUUAUCUUCGACCUUUCUAUGGCUGUCGUCUACAUUGCCCAUAUCCAGCAAAGCUUGACCAAGGGCAUGGUCCUUAGAUAUAGCGGUUGGAGUGUUGAAUUAAAGCUGAAGAAUUACGAUGACUUUGCGGGCUGGCUACCCAUGAUCGCAUCUGUUCUCUGGAUGAGAGGAGUCAUCAUACUAAUAUGGAACAUCUACUGUUGCACAGUCGUUAACAAUAUAAGGCGAAGGAUCAGGAAAAGAGAAGUUAAAACAAGAAUCGGGAGGAUAGCAUACCAUCCCAUCCCAGAACCGAGCCACCAUCAACCGGACGACACGUCCGUCCUCUACUACAGAACCGGUGAAAAUAAACCAUUCGUCAAGACCAAUGUCUUAUCCAGAGUAUUUUACAAUACGAGUCAUAAUUAACACAAUUUGUGCCGUCUGCUGUUAAAAUAUUGUUCAUCGUUUACAUUGUAAAUUUUAA
Messenger RNA from Ostrinia furnacalis (Asian corn borer), 961 nucleotides. RefSeq lists its product as uncharacterized. The record is from RefSeq and is a predicted model, not a curated record. Bases 1 to 903 code for a protein of 300 amino acids. Lineage: Eukaryota; Metazoa; Arthropoda; Insecta; Lepidoptera; Crambidae. The transcript is spliced from 3 exons.